UUCGCAAAGAGAGGUAUACCAGGUCCUAAGUCAAGUAUUAUCUUCGGUAAUUUAUUGGAUUACCAAAACAAAUUCGAGCUGCGAUAUGAAAGUGUGGCGAUAAAUGCUAAAAAAUAUGGCAAAGUUAUUGGUUGUUAUUACGGAAAAUAUCCAGUAUUAUAUAUUGUAGAUGUCGAUAUGGUACAAAAAGUAUUAAUUACACAAUCUAAGAAAUUCAUUAAUCGCAUAUCCCUGUCAUCUGCCAAUAGGAAAUCAAUUGGAUUAUUUCAAGCUUGUGAUGAAGUGUGGAAAAGAGCUCGUGAUAGUUUAUCUCCGCUAUUUUCAUCAAUGAAUUUAAACGAAAUGAUUGCUUUUACUAAUAAAGCAGGUAAGAAAUUAUCGCAAAUAAUAUUAGAAAAAAGUGGACAAUGA
Molecule: messenger RNA, 411 nt
Organism: Trichoplax adhaerens
Lineage: Eukaryota; Metazoa; Placozoa; Uniplacotomia; Trichoplacea; Trichoplacidae
Exons: 1
Molecular function (GO): monooxygenase activity; iron ion binding; oxidoreductase activity, acting on paired donors, with incorporation or reduction of molecular oxygen
Source: RefSeq, a predicted model, not a curated record